ACACCAAGCCUUUCUUCUCGACAGAGGCUAGGUUUUCCACUGUAAAGUUUCGGCAUUUGCUCCCCGAAGUUUUUAAUUUAAUUUAAAUUCUUUAUCUUUCUUCUCGACUGCAUCUGCCUGCUGCACUUAAUUUGCAUCUGCUCCCUCGGAUGAUGCCUAUUUUUUGUUAGAUUGGAUUUCGCUUGGCCCACCAGAUGAACUUCGAGUGAAGCUAAGCUGAUAACAAGUAGCUACAACCAUGGUUCUUGACACCUACUCCAUUCAGGAAACUCACUAUGACAUACUAUCUGUGAAACAAGAUGCCAGCUAUGAAGAUAUCCGAGCAAGCUACCGAUCUGCCAUCCUUAAUAGUCAUCCUGAUAAAUCACAAAAUACAUCUGGGUCAGGAGAUAGGUUCUUGAAGGUGCAAAAGGCUUGGGAAAUCCUUGGUGAUUCGAGGGCUCGUGCACUUUAUGACAUUGCCCUUCGAGCUUCCAGACAUGAUGCUAUAGUUGCAGAAGACAUCAGCUUAGAAGAUGUGAUGGCUGAGGAUGCAGGAGAGGUCAUUCAACUCUAUUACCAGUGUCGAUGCGGUGAUUAUUUCUUUGUUGAUUCUUUGGAGUUGGAGAAGAUGGGGUAUGCUUUGUUAAGAGAUGGAAGCAAGAUAUCCUUCGAGGCACAAAAUGCUUUGCCUGCUUCACUUGUCCUUCCUUGUGGCUCUUGUUCCUUGAAAGUUCGGAUAUUGAUCAAUUCAGAUCAUUUUGUUUCAAUCGAUGAUCACCAUUGAAUGGAAGUAGAGUUUUUGGUGUCACAGUUUGUAGCUUGAGAAGUCAACUUGAUAUGGAGUGAAAUUAGAUGUAAAUUUUAGAGAUAUGCCUUAGAAUAUUAUCAAUCUAAAAUCAUAUAAUGGACAAUUGAUUUUGAGAUUUGAAAGUUUUUCUUGCCUGCAAAGCAAGUGAGAUCAGAAACAAAGAUGAACGAAAGGGUAGUUGUACUUGUAUGGGCCUUUGUACAUGUUUGAUUUGGAUCAAGAACUGGCCCAUCUGAGAGGUCCAUAUAUGUCCAUCAUUUUGGUUUCUUUUCUUUCCAACCAAAGGAAAAAUGAAAAAAUGAAACUAACAAAACUAACAAGAAAUAUACAAAAUUGGAAGAUCAAAAAUUGGGUCUACGGUUCUCAGAGCUCUGAUCAGGUUUCAGGAUCUGCCACCAAUUGAAGAAAAUUGAACGCCCACUUCUCUCAUUCCAGGUCCUGAGUCAAACUGUUGAGAUGGGUUCUGCAGAAAAAAUCUCCCAAUGGAGGAGUGUCUUUGAUUGUGUGAAACUGAAGACUAUCAAAGCCAUGCCGGAAGCACUCAUGGCAGAGAUCAACACAGCAAUUUGCAAUCUUGAAUAUGCACGUGCCACUGAUCCGGUCGACUCUCCAUCUUCUUCUUCAAUCUCAAGGUUUGAGAGCUCUCCUCAACCUGAAUACAGUGCUCGCAUGGCGGACCAAGCCUACAAGGCCGGGUGUGCAGCCUUGGCAGCUGGCAAGCUUGAUGAGGCUCUUCAAUCUCUGAACGUUUCUCUCUCCAAAUGCCCGCCUGAUCAGACUUCUGCUGUGUCUAAGCUUCAUUCUCUUAUCUCUCUCACAUCACAGCAGCUCCAAAAGUCCACAAGCUGAAGUUAUUACGACAACACAGUUUUUGGUUCUUUGUGUUUAUGGCACUUUGACUUGAACUUCUUAUGACAACUUGCUUUUUGGUGAAGAAAAAGUUGAGGUUUCUGUUUCUAUGUUUUCAUCAUGCAAUGUGGAUUUCGGCAACAAGAAUUGGGAGCUAUUGAAUGGAACAAUUAAUUAGGAAACACGAGGACAUGUUGACAUUAUUGUUUUGAAGCAGAUUUCACGAGGAUGGUUGGUAGGUGAUAGGUUUAAGCUUUAAAGCCGAAGAUAAGGUUAAUUCCUA
This is a messenger RNA of Prunus mume (Japanese apricot), 1922 nucleotides long. RefSeq names its product DNAJ heat shock N-terminal domain-containing protein. Gene Ontology annotation, biological process: protein histidyl modification to diphthamide. NCBI's taxonomy places the organism in Eukaryota, Viridiplantae, Streptophyta, Magnoliopsida, Rosales, Rosaceae. Gene Ontology annotation, cellular component: cytosol. The record is from RefSeq and is a predicted model, not a curated record. Gene Ontology annotation, molecular function: metal ion binding.